AUGGAGAAGGACUGGCUCGAUCCAAAGUCUGCGCAGAAUGCCAGGCAACCAGACAAGCCAGCCGACGUUGAGGGCAACCUGCUGGCCGAGAAUGCCGCUGCGAUUAAGAGCUCGAAUGCAGGCUACGUCACGCGCACGAGGGCGCCGAGGAAGCUGGUUCUAUGCUUCGACGGGACGGGCAACAAGUUCCACGGUGAUGACAGCGACAGCAAUAUCUUGAAGAUCUUUCGCAUGCUGGAUCGCACCGCCGGUGACCAGUACCAUUACUAUCAACCUGGCAUCGGCACCUAUGUAGUCUCGGGAUCACUCUCGCACACCAGCCUCCGCUCCCGACUGAGCUCAUGGUAUACCAAGGCCAAAGACUCAGCCAUCGGCUCAUCAUUCGACCAGCACGUCGUGGGCGGCUACCGCUUCCUGAUGCGCUUCUACAACCCCGGCGACGAGAUCUACAUGUUCGGCUUCAGCCGCGGCUCCUACAUCGCCCGGUUCCUCGCCGAGAUGCUCGACUACAUCGGGCUCCUCUCCCACGGCAAUGAGGAGAUGGUCAAGUUCGCCUGGAAGGCCUUUGCCGAGUGGCAGUGCCGCAAGGAGGUCUCGGGGUCCGACGAGGAAAAGGCCGAGGCGCUGGCCAAGAAGCGCAAGAUGUACGAGUUCAUGAAGGGCUUCCGCGAGACCUUCUCGCGGCCCGUCGGGCGCAUCAAGUUCCUCGGCCUCUUCGACACGGUCAACUCAGUCCCGCGCUUCGAGGCAGCGUGGAUGCAGCGCAGCAAGUUCCCCUACACGGCGCGCAGCAGCGCCAAGGUGAUCCGACACGCUGUCAGCAUCGACGAGCGGCGGGCCAAGUUCAGGCAGGAUCUCAUGUAUCAGGGUAACCCUAAGGCCAAGCUCCAUCGCCACCGGCACUUGGGGAAUUUCAUUGAUCAGUUUAACCCUCAUUCGCGUGGCCUCCAUUCUCGCAAUGGAGAUCAUAGCAAGCACAAGCAUACCGAGGGACCAGCUGAACCCAAGCCGGGCGAGACGAAUGGAGCUGCUGAGCCGCCCGAGGACGAACGUGGACGGCGUAGGAGCCAGUUCCUCGCCCCGGGCGCUAAACGUCCUGGAGAGAAACAGCACGAGAAUGACUGCGAGUUUGCUCCGUACCGCAAGCGCUCAACCUCCCGUCUUCGGGGCACGUCUGUCGGCCGCCAGGCGGCCAAGCAGAGGCGAGACUGCAGCGCGGAUGGCAUGUCUGAGAUGUCGGGCAUAUCGCCAUCCGAGCUCGACCCAGACUGGGACGAGGAUGGCCAGGACAUUGACGAGGUCUGGUUCGCGGGCGGGCACGGCGACGUGGGCGGCGGCUGGGAGAUGCUCGAGGACAGGAAGAGCGCGAGCCACGUGCCUCUUGCAUGGAUUGUCCGCGAGGCCAUGCGCGCCGGUCUGCCGCUCGACCCGGACAAGGUGGCCGAGAUGGGAUGCUCGUGCCAUGCUGAGUGGGAUGGCCACAAUCCCAGCCGGCUCAACUCGUCGCUGAAGCAGCAGAAGAAGUCGCAGAGGCAGAACGUGCCUGACAUCCGGCUCCAGGAGAAUGGCACCGGCGAGCCGAUAACGCCCACGUUCCCCGACUCGCCUCUCCAGACGUCGAAGGAGUUUGGCGCGCCACUGGACAAGGAGAAGCGGGGCUGCUGCGAGGAUGAUGACGAUGAUGAUGAUGACGACGAGGAGGAUUCAGACGACGAUGACGAGAAGAUGUUCAAGGGCGUCAUGUCCAAGGCUCACACGUCGCGGAUACACGACUCGCUCUCCUAUGACAGUGGGCUGGGCUUUGCGGCAGUCACGGCGUGGAAGUUCAUGGAGUGGCUGCCCUUUGCCCGCAUGGACCUGCGGUCGGACGGGUCAUGGGAACCCAUCCGGUGGCCACUCCCUCGGGGCGAGGUGCGCGACGUGCCAGACAACGUUCGUGUUCACGGAAGCGUGAUCCGGCGAAUGGAGGCCGACAAGACGUACCGUCCUGGCAAUCUGAUCGUUGGAGGCGGCGGACGGGGCGUGAGGCACGCUCCCGAGGAGCACGGGAUUGGGGAGUGGGUGUGUGUUGCCGAGAAGGGGGACGCCAUUGGGGAGAUUUGGAUGCGGAAGAACAAGCCCCAGGUCAAGACGGACUGA
Molecule: messenger RNA, 2139 nt
Organism: Clonostachys rhizophaga
Lineage: Eukaryota; Fungi; Ascomycota; Sordariomycetes; Hypocreales; Bionectriaceae
Source: the annotation of a GenBank genome assembly